AUGAGCCUUGGACAAAUUAUCUCGGAUUUCAAACCUCCAAAGCCCAAAUUUACAGAGAACAACGUUCCAGAUCUCUCUGGAAAGAGCAUUGACAAGGUCUAUCUUAUUACUGGUGCUACAGGCGGUGUCGGCUGGGAAUUGGCAAAGCUGCUGUUUAAAAAGAAUGGCAGAGUGUACAUUCUAGGCCGAUCCCGAGCGUCUGCUCAGGGAAAGAUAGACGCAGUCAAGAAGCCGAACUCUGAACAUGUACCCAAAGGCGACCUUGUGUUUCUUUACGCAGAUCUUUCCGACCUAUCGACAAUAAAGCCAGCCGUUGCUGAAUUCAUGGAGAUGGAGACCACUCUUCACAGCGUCUGGUACAAUGCAGGAGUUAUGAAUCCCCCCCGCGGGUUACCGAGCGGCAGUGUCCGUACAAUAUGGGUCGGCAGUGAUAGCCACAGCUUCUUUAGCCCAAAGCCAGAUGGAAUUAACUGGAGCGAUAUCAGCUAUGAAAAGGAACAUGCUUCGAGCAUGGUGAAGUACGGGCAGAGCAAAGCAGGGUGUUCAAUCUUGGCGCUUGAGAAUGCGGCCCGGCUGGCGAAAGAUAAAAUAAUCAGUGUGGUAAGAAACAAAGUCACGAAUGUCGAGGACAAUGCUUACUUAAACAAGUCGGUCAAUCCUGGUCACCUGAAGAGCGACCUUAAUCGGCAUGCACGGACAGGAGCGAGCAAAUAUCUUUCGUUCUUGCUAUACCCGCCGUAUUAUGGAGCCAUAACAGAGCUCGCUGCGGGCUUUUCGCCUAAGGUUUCUUUUGCAAAUAAUGGCGCUUAUCUCAUACCAUGGGGCCGCAUAGGGAAGUUGAACUCAAGCGUGGGGCAGGGUUGGGCGGAGCGUGGUUCCGGAACGAGGCUGUGGGAUGUUUUAGAAAAAGAAGUGGAAACAUUCCUAUAG
Molecule: messenger RNA, 930 nt
Organism: Penicillium manginii
Lineage: Eukaryota; Fungi; Ascomycota; Eurotiomycetes; Eurotiales; Aspergillaceae
Exons: 3
Coding region: 1-930 (309 amino acids)
Source: RefSeq, a predicted model, not a curated record